AUGGCCGGGCGAGGGUUGUGGCAGGGGUUGAAGCUCGUUGGCUGUGCUGUGUGGCUGCGCCGGGGGGUCCCACGCGACAAAGAGCCCGUCGUCUUGAUUGCCUGUGGGUCCUUUUCUCCUGUGACUCUGAUGCAUUUGCGGCUGCUUGAGGAUGCCCGUGACACAUUGCAUGCCCAAGGACAUCGGCAUGUCAUCGGCGGCUAUCUGUCCCCCACGCAUGACAAGUACGGCAAGAAGACCCUGGCUUUGGGCCACCAUCGUCUCAACAUGACGGCGCUGGCGGUCGAGGAUUCUGAAUGGCUCAAUGUCGACGUUUGGGAGAAUGCACAGUCAGGGUGGACGCCGACGGCAUUGGUCCUGGAUCGCUUUGAGCGGGCUCUGCAGGCGGUGGCUUUGACCGAUGAGCACGGCGACCCGCAUCCCAAGCCCAUCAAGGUGAUGUUAACGUGUGGCGCCGAUCUACUGGAUUCUUUUGAGACCAUCAAGGAAGAUGGCAGCCCUCUCUGGCAGCCGGCACACCAGGACAUCAUUGCCCGCAACGGCAUUGUCUGCCUUGAGCGCCAGGGUACCGACAUUGACGAGGUGAUUGCCCGCCAAGACGUUUUGGCACGGAACCGAGCCAACAUUGUCGUAUUUCCGCCCGCGGUCACCAACUCCAUCAGCUCCACCACGGUGCGCCGGCAACUGGCGCAGGGCCGAUCAGUUCGGUACCUCAUCCCUCGACCAGUGGAAGACUACAUCUACCGCCACCAGCUGCAUCGCCUGCCCAACUGGCAGGCCUAA
Molecule: messenger RNA, 783 nt
Organism: Monosiga brevicollis MX1
Lineage: Eukaryota; Choanoflagellata; Craspedida; Salpingoecidae
Exons: 6
Coding region: 1-783 (260 amino acids)
Biological process (GO): NAD+ biosynthetic process
Molecular function (GO): nicotinamide-nucleotide adenylyltransferase activity; nicotinate-nucleotide adenylyltransferase activity
Source: RefSeq, a predicted model, not a curated record